AUGUCCCCCACUCGUGUUUGCCCUUCCUCCAUGUCCCCCCACUCGUGUUUGCCUUCCUCCAUGUCCCCCCACUGUGUUUGCCCUUCCUCCAUGUCCCCCCCACUCGUGUUUGCCCUUCCUCCAUGUCCCCCCCCCACUCGUGUUUGCCCUUCCUCCAUGUCCCCCCCCCCCACUCGUGUUUGCCCUUCCUCCAUGUCCCCCCCACUCGUGUUUGCCUUUCCACUGAUUCUCUCCUUUUAUCUUCUCACUCUCUCUCUUAUCUUUACUUUUCCAAAAUUCUCUCAUUUGAUUCCUUGUUUAUGUCUCCUCCUUCACAAUCAUUUUUUGUUGUACAUUUAUGUCUCUCUCUCUCUGUCUCUCUUUCUCCCUCUUGUGGGCUUCUUUUUUUGUUGUUUCAUUCAGUCCUUUUCCCAUUUCCACUUUGCAUUUUUUUUUCUAUUUUCUACAACUUUUAUCUUUCUUUCUGAAUGUCCUUUCUUUCCCCCUUUCUCUCUCUCUCCGAAUGUCCUUUCUUUCCCCCUUUCUCUCUCUCUCCGAAUGUCCUUUCUUUCCCCCUUUCUCUCUCUCUCCGAAUGUCCUUUCUUUCCCCCUUUUCUCUCUCUCUCCAAAUGUCCUUUCUUUCCCCCUUUCUCUCUCUCUCCAAAUGUCCUUUCUUUCCCCCUUUCUCUCUCUCUCCAAAUGUCCUUUCUUUCCCCCCUUUCUCUCUCUCUCCAAAUGUCCUUUCUUUCCCCCUUUCUCUCUCUCUCCAAAUGUCCUUUCUUUCCCUUUUUCUCUCUCUCUCUCCAAUGUCCUUUCUCUCUCUCUCUCUCCGAAUGUCCUUUCUUUCCUCCCCUUUCUCUCUCUCUCUCGAAUGUCCUUUUCCCCCCCCUUUCUCUCUCUCUCUGA
Messenger RNA from Acanthosepion pharaonis, 885 nucleotides. The record is from the annotation of a GenBank genome assembly. Lineage: Eukaryota; Metazoa; Mollusca; Cephalopoda; Sepiida; Sepiidae.